Molecule: messenger RNA, 1533 nt
Organism: Eurypyga helias (sunbittern)
Lineage: Eukaryota; Metazoa; Chordata; Aves; Eurypygiformes; Eurypygidae
Product: importin subunit alpha-5-like
Exons: 10
Coding region: 1-1533 (510 amino acids)
Biological process (GO): NLS-bearing protein import into nucleus
Cellular component (GO): cytoplasm; nucleus
Molecular function (GO): protein binding; nuclear import signal receptor activity
Source: RefSeq, a predicted model, not a curated record
AUGAGGAUGUUCAAGAACAAGGGCAAGGAUGCAGCUGUCCUGCGGAGGCAGAGAAUGGAGGUGAGCAUAGAGCUGCGAAAAACCAGGAGGGAUGAGCUGAUCAUGAAGCGCAGGAAUAUUCAUUUCGAUGAGAGUGUCUCUGAAGAUGAUGAGGUGAGUGCUGAGUGGUCCUUGGAGGAAAUAGUCGAAGCUGUGAAUGGGAGCAACCCUGAGCUGCAGCUGCAGGCUACGCAGACCACCAGGAAAAUGCUGUCCAGGCGGAAGGACCCCCCUAUCAGUAAGAUCAUCGAGCUGGGGAUCGUCCCCAGACUGGUUGAGUUCCUGAGCUACGCUGACAAUGCUUCCCUGCAGUUUGAAGCCGCCUGGGCACUGACUAACAUCGCCUCUGGCACCUCUGACCACACCAGGGCGGUGGUGGAGGCAGGUGCCAUCCCGGCCUUCAUCUCCCUCCUGUCCUCCCCACACAUGCACAUCAGUGAGCAGGCUGUGUGGGCGCUGGGCAACAUCGCAGGUGAUGGUCCUCUCUACAGAGAUGCUGUUAUCAAUUAUGAUGCAAUUCCUCCCUUGCUGGCUCUGGUGUCACCUGCAACUCCAGAUCUUACACCUCCCUUGUGUUUUCAGGUUGGGUUCCUGAGGAACAUCACGUGGGCACUGUCAAACCUUUGCAGACACAGGAACCCCUCCCCUCCCCUGGAUGCAGUGAAGAAGAUACUGCCAGUCCUCAUCUGCCUCAUGGAACACGAGGACAAGAACAUCAUUUGUGACACCUGCUGGGCCAUUGCCUUUCUGGCUGAUGGCUCCAAUGAUCUCAUCCAAAUUGUGGUGGAUACAGGGAUUCUUCCAAGGCUGGUGGAAUUAAUGGCCAGCCCAGAGUUGAUCAUGCUGACUCCAGCUCUCCGUGCCGUUGGGAAUGUCGUCACAGGGACCGACGAGCAGACGCAGGCAGCUAUUGAUGCUGGUGUCUUGGCUGUCCUGCCCCCUCUCCUGCAACAUGCAAAGUCAAACAUACAGAAGGAAGCUGCCUGGAUGCUCAGUAACAUCGCGGCAGGACCGUGCUGGCAGAUCCAGCAACUCAUCACCUGUGGGUUGUUGCCACCGCUGGUGGACGUGCUCAGGAAGGGAGACUUCAAAGCGCAGAGGGAGGCUGUGUGGGUAGUAGCCAACUUCACAACAGGAGGAACUCUGGACCAGGUGGCUGAUCUUGUCGAGGCUGGGGUCCUCCGACCUCUGCUCAACCUCCUCUUGGCCAACGACAGCAAAACUAUCCUGGUCAUCCUGGAUACUAUUUCAAAUCUCUUCCUGGCAGCUGAGAAGGUGGGAGAGACAAAAAAGCUGUGUCUGCUGCUGGAAGAAUUGGAUGGUCUGGAGAAAAUUGAAGCCUUGCAAACCCACCAAAACAACAUAGUCUACCAAGCUGCGGUGAAAAUCAUAGAGAAAUACUUUUCUGGUGAGGAAAAUCCAGACCUGCAGCCUGGGACUGACGAGGAAGGACUAUACAACUUCUCAGUGGAGAAGCAAGACUUUGACUUCUGA